AUGGCGACACAAGGCCAACAGAAGCCACAGGUCCAGCCCUGUCGAUACAAGACUGGGAAGACGCUCGGCGCUGGCUCAUAUUCGGUGGUCAAGGAAUGCGUUCACAUAGACACAGGGAGAUACUAUGCUGCAAAAGUCAUCAACAAGCGGCUAAUGGCUGGCCGAGAGCAUAUGGUUCGCAAUGAAAUCGCUGUACUUAAGCGAGUCUCGGUGGGACAUCGCAACAUCUUGACCCUCGUCGACUAUUUCGAGACGAUGAACAAUUUGUAUCUCGUAACAGACCUUGCAUUGGGAGGAGAGCUCUUUGAUCGCAUUUGCAGAAAGGGCUCUUACUACGAAUCUGACGCGGCCGACCUGAUCCGCGCAACCUUGUCCGCAGUCGCCUACCUCCAUGACCACGGGAUCGUUCACCGAGAUCUGAAGCCCGAGAACUUACUGUUCCGGACACCGGAAGACAAUGCCGACCUUCUCAUAGCAGACUUUGGACUGUCAAGGAUCAUGGAUGAGGAGCAAUUCCACGUCCUGACCACAACAUGUGGCACGCCGGGCUAUAUGGCUCCAGAGAUCUUCAAAAAGACAGGUCACGGCAAGCCAGUUGACCUUUGGGCCAUUGGCGUGAUAACCUACUUCCUUCUCUGCGGUUACACACCCUUCGACCGCGAUUCCAACCUCGAGGAAAUGCAGGCAAUACUGGCAGCCGAUUACUCUUUCACACCGCACGAAUAUUGGCGGAAUGUGUCCGAGACGGCCAAAGAGUUUAUCAGGCGUUGCCUCACGAUCGAUCCGCGAGCACGCAUGACCGCGCAUCAAGCGCUGCAACAUCCUUGGAUCAAGACGGAUAUGGACGAGACUUCGCCGGUCAAAGGUCCUGGCGAUGGCCAAGAUCUGCUCCCGACGGUGAAGAAAAACUUUAAUGCAAGAAGGACGUUGCACAAGGCAAUCGACACGGUCCGAGCGAUCAACAAGCUACGGGAAGGAGGUGGGUUAAUGGCCGGACACAUGGACGGUGCUAUGAGUGUGGAUCCCAAGCCCAAGAUUGAAGACGUGAAUGGUAGUAAAGUCAUCAAUGCACAGGGGCAAACGGUCCAGGGCGAAGAGGCAAGAGGUCCGCAGCAAGGUGAUUCGGACGCCAUGGAGAUCGACUCCAGAGGUAACGGGCACGGGCAAACUGAGGAGCAGAUUCGACGGCAACAACAGAAGAUCCAAGAUACGGUAAGUGGUAUGUGGGGAAACCGGCAGGCCCGCCGGGGUGUCUAG
Messenger RNA from Cladophialophora yegresii CBS 114405, 1257 nucleotides. Its product is annotated as CAMK/CAMK1 protein kinase. Lineage: Eukaryota; Fungi; Ascomycota; Eurotiomycetes; Chaetothyriales; Herpotrichiellaceae. The transcript is spliced from 6 exons. Gene Ontology annotation, molecular function: ATP binding; calcium/calmodulin-dependent protein kinase activity; calmodulin binding. The record is from RefSeq and is a predicted model, not a curated record. Gene Ontology annotation, biological process: cellular response to oxidative stress; protein phosphorylation. Bases 1 to 1257 code for a protein of 418 amino acids.